Messenger RNA from Effrenium voratum, 1752 nucleotides. NCBI's taxonomy places the organism in Eukaryota, Dinophyceae, Suessiales, Symbiodiniaceae. The record is from the annotation of a GenBank genome assembly.
AUGAGCAUGCAAGAGGUCACCGCCCAUGGCUCGCUGGUGCGCCGGGACUCCAGCGACUACCAGAGCCGCAUCAACGUCUUGGGGAAGCCGGACCCCCGGUGCAAGCUCCGGCACACGGACUUCGUGGAGAUGACGGCGCCGCUUCUGUCUAACAAGGUUCUGGCGCUGAUCCUGAAGGAUUGCGUGGACUGCGUGCACGACAAAGCGGAGUGGGGCCUGGACAGGGUGUGGUGCAAGCUGGCGCAGAAGUUGAUGCUGGAGAGCUCCAAGCCCUGCGCGAUGCUGGACGCGGCGCCGGUGCAGCACUUGGACUGGAAGAAGGCCGUGGUGACCGCGGAUUUCAAGGCUUCAGAGCUAGCAGUGAAGUCGGAAUACCCCGAGUACUGGUCGGACGUGCGGAACAUCGACUGCGCCACUCGGAUGCCCUUUGCCACUGGAGGCCUGGAUGGUGCGAUGUUGGAUGCGAGAGGCUCCGAUCGACCGGAUGGUCUGGAGAUGCGCCUCCCGUUGGCUUUGCUCGCUUUGAUCCAGCUUGCCUUGGCUGAGCGUAUCGACGAUGUUCGACUUGAUCUGGAGCCUGAGGCACCAGCGCAGGACCAGCGCCAUGGAAGCUCGGGCUUUCCUGCCUCGGCCCUUCAGCGGCGCGCGGCCCGCAGCGCCCGUGCGGGCGCCGGCGCGGGCGCUGGGGAGGCGGCGGUGGCGGUGGCGGCGAGCGCCAGCGGGGCGCGGAUGAUGCCGGGCAUGGCGGGCUGGCGCCGCUUCCAGGAGGGCCACCAGGAGCCCGUGGCGCUGGGCGCCUGGCGAGUGGACCUGGCGAACAUGGCGCAGUACCGCGCGGAGGACCCCGCGCGCCGCCGCGCCGUGCGGCGGGAUGCGCCCCCGACACCUGGGCCGCCGGCGCCGGCCCCGGCGGUGUCUGCGCCGGCGGCGGCUUCGGCUUCGGCUUCGGAUUCGGGGGCGCCGGCGAAGCGGCCGCGAUUGCUGGAGCUUUUGUCCUCCGCCAGUGACGCAGAGCUUUUGAGUGGAGACCUGGUGCAGCUGGCGCCGGCGCAGCGCACGGCGCUGGCGCAGCGCUUUCAGCGCCUGGCGCGUCUCUGCGAGGGCUGUGCCGUCGUGGCGGGCCCGGCGGCCGCGGCGCUGGAGGCGGCAAACCCGGGGCAGCCGACCAAGGAGCCUGCGGUGAGGUGGUUCCGAUCCGAUGCCUCCAAGAGCUGCGCCGAGGGCCGGAUGAGCAUGGUGAAGUUCCGCCUGGUGCGGCUCUUCGCUCGGAUCGGCACGCUGCCGGUGCUUUUCCAAGUUCGCAGCGCCGACGUGGUGAACGCGGAGGCGGAGUUCAACCAACACAAGCUGUCGGUGUUGAAGGAGGACGAGACGGAAGGGGAGUUGCUUUUCCCACCGCCGCCCUAUGAGUUCUCUGCGGACGGCGAGUCAGACAUCGAUGUGCAGAUGAUGCCCCUAAAGGCCAUGGAGGCGAUCCGUGCCCGGUGCGGGGUGACGGAUGCCCGGCCGGCCAACGAGUGGCUCUGUGCGGUGCUCAAGGCCUUGAUCGAGGUCAUGUUCGAGAAGCACCGCAAAGACCUGGGGGACAACACGUUGGAUGAGCUCGAGGAGAUGUGCGGCGAAGGCGGCCACUUUGAUGCGCAGUACCUGCCAUCCGAGGUGAUGCCGAUGAUGGAGAUGGUCAAGGAAAAGAUGGAGCGCGACGCGGCGGCCAAGGCGGCUGCGGCGCCGGGCGAAGGCGGCCCUGCAUGA